GUGUCAUUAACCAGAAAUAUAUAAUAAUAAUAAUACACGACGCCUGAGACGGAGACCAAGUUCAGAACCAUCUCGACACGCGAGGGCGCAGUCACUCAUAUUGAAUAAUGGCGGCUUGCAGGGAGUUACGUGAGGAACAUGCUAAAAAAUUCUUGGAUUCCAUUGACACGGUUCUGUUUGAUUGCGAUGGGGUGAUAUGGGAUGCCACUGAUGAAAUACCAGGCGCAAAAGAGACGCUAAGGAAGCUGAAAGAACUGGGAAAGCGGAUAAUUUUCAUCACAAACAACAGCACCAAGUCGAGGAGUCAGUAUGCAAAGAAAUUCACCCAACUUGGCUUUGAAAGCGUGCCAAAGGACCACAUCUUCUGCACGUCUUUUGCCACCGCACACUACCUGAAGGAGAAGCUGAAAUUUGAGGGCAAGGUCUACUUGAUCGGGGAGGAGGGCCUGAAGGAGGAGUUGACGGAGUAUGGCAUUAGCUUCACGGGACCUGGGCCCGACCCUGUUGUGGGACCACAGAAGGACUGGCUACAUAUACCACUAGACCCUGAGGUUAAGGCCGUAUGCGUGGGGUUUGAUCGCACCUUCAGCUAUUUCAAGAUUCUCAAGGCGGCGUCGUACUUGAAUAAUCCAAACCUUCCUUUCCUUGCAACCAACUGUGACAAGAGGUUUCCCCCUCAUCUCGGUUACGAUAUUGUUUUGCCAGGUACCGGAUGCAUCAUCAAUGCAGUGAAGACUGCAGCGUUGCGAGAGCCCAUCGUUUUGGGGAAACCAAACACUUACCUGUUUGAGUGCAUACAACAGAGCAUCAAGGAGGUCGACCAGUCUCGGACUGUGAUGAUUGGCGACAACCUCAACACGGACAUCCCGUUUGGCCAUAACUGCAGCCUAAAGACCCUCUUUGUCCUGACUGGGAUCUCCACGCUGGAGGAAGCGCGGCACUUCCAGGCUAGCAACUCCCUGGAGGAUCAAAAGAAGGUGCCCGACUUCUACCUGCCUUCCAUCAAGGAGCUAGGCGAACUGAUCGACAAAGUGCAAUAGGUGGCAGACAUAUGUAUAUUUUGGAUUUACUGUUGCAACCCUGGUGCGCUGUGUUCAGCAACCGUACGUGCCACCGGGUGCCCGCUCCAAAGAAUUGAGUAAUACAUCACAUGUUUCAGUUACCCAUGCAUUCAACACAGCAAGCGUCUAACCUUUUUCCGCCAGAACCAACACGGAGACAUGCAAUGGCAUAGAGGGUUUGCAUUAGAUUUUCAGUUGAAUGGGCUCAAAGACAUGUAAUGGCAUGACCAGCAUGCACUUAAUUGUUUCAGCAGAAGUAGUACAAAGAUAUGGACAUCAUUUGGAGGUUAUGUAUUACAACUGGUUUUCCAGUUGAAUGUGCACAAAGCAUGCAUUUAUCACACAGAUGGUGUGCAUUGGAUUUUCAGGAGAGUGGGUACAAAGAUAUUAUAUGCAAGUGACCCUAAGUGGUUUUUCAGUCAAAUGUGCACAUAAACAUGCAUUAUCAUGCAGAACACCAAGAAUCCCCCAUGGCAUUAUUUUGUACUUUAGCAGUUCAGCUUGGGAGCAAUGAUGCUCAAGGAUUCCGUCAGUAAAGUUAAUUUUCUGUAUAUUUACCACCUAACGCUUUCUUUCAUAUUUGACGCUUAAUCCCACACCAUCAUGAAGAAGAUGGCUUAAUGUCGUCUGACCCCUCAAAGGGUUAGACAAAAAGCCAAGACUGCCUACAUGUCAUUUUCAGUUAAGAACGGUAUUAACCUAACCGCCGUACACCAAUAAUGUAAAUAACGACAUGAUAAAAGCUUUUUUAAAAGAAUAAUCCCUUAAAAUGGAAUUUCUGGGGAUGACUUCGCACUGAAUCAAGAAAUACUUCAUGUUCUAAUUCUGGUCUUCAAAGUGAUUCACGCUUUCCCGUAUUGCCCCUAAGAAGUGACACGCGUAUGUUUUGAAUGUUUCGGUUUGCUGUAUUGUUUUGUAGUUGAUAUCUCUCCUUUGUUGAACUACAAUUUCGUUUGUUCAAAAUCUACUAAGGUCUUGGGCCUCUGGUUUUCAAACUUAUAUCUUGCUCGCUCCAGAGCAGCCCGUUGCUCCAAAGAAACUAACCCAUGUUAACCUCAUUCGUAGUCAAAAGAUCUGGUUCCCCGAAGCCAAAUCAUUGUCCUGAUGAUGAGUUGGUAGGGCACCUGGCUGUGACAGCCACGUGGUCGGUCGUGUAGCAGCGUUUGCGGCAACACACGGGCCCGUUUUUGCGCUAAAAUCGGUAACUGUUUUUCUUUUACGAAUGCAUGUGUAAAAUUAUGUUCUUACAUGUAUACGCUAUAGGCACGAGGGUUACAAUAAAAUUUCUCUUAAUUAAUGUA
Molecule: messenger RNA, 2362 nt
Organism: Acanthaster planci (crown-of-thorns starfish)
Lineage: Eukaryota; Metazoa; Echinodermata; Asteroidea; Valvatida; Acanthasteridae
Gene: pgp
Product: phosphoglycolate phosphatase
Cellular component (GO): cytoplasm
Molecular function (GO): phosphatase activity
Source: RefSeq, a predicted model, not a curated record